Bombus impatiens (common eastern bumble bee) is the source of this 5296-nucleotide messenger RNA. RefSeq names its product zinc finger MIZ domain-containing protein 1 (gene tna). The transcript is spliced from 11 exons. Lineage: Eukaryota; Metazoa; Arthropoda; Insecta; Hymenoptera; Apidae. Gene Ontology annotation, biological process: regulation of transcription by RNA polymerase II; protein sumoylation. The record is from RefSeq and is a predicted model, not a curated record. Gene Ontology annotation, molecular function: SUMO ligase activity; zinc ion binding. Bases 1629 to 4223 code for a protein of 864 amino acids.
GGGUGCGAGUGUCGCGCUGCUGCUAGAUGGCGUUCGUGUGCGCCUGCGCCUGUGUACGUGCGCGCGUGUAACUACUCCCACCACGUCAUCCACGCUCUACCACUACCGUUAGUAUCCUCAUCGUAGUCAUUCUAACACCAACAACCACCAACAGCACCACCACUCUCACAUUAUCCUGUGUCUGCUGCUUUUGCUACUCUCUACCAUCAACAUCAGUUACCAACGCACACAAAGAUACGUUCGCGUUUGUGUGAUACAAGAUCGUACGCGAAUCGACGGACAGGGACACACACCGUGGAUAUACAGAGAGUGUAUACACACAGCACGGAUCCAAUAGAGAGCGCGCAUGAAGAGGAGCAGGGACAGACUGUACCGUUAGAGCGAAAAGGACGGACCAAAGAGAGCAAGCAAGACAGAUAUUGGCCCCAACAGCCUCUCACUAGACAGUAUUACUUUCAACCGUUUAGCGGGGCCAAUGCUACCCGGCGCGGAGUAGUCAGUCAGCCGAGCAGUCAGAGUCAGCCGUCCGCGAAUACCGAGAGGACGCUCUCUCUUCGUUCACGAGUGUCGUCGUCGACGAUCAUCCACGCGACGAUUUCUCAAAUGUUUUAUCAUCAUCAUCAUUGUCCUCGAAGCUUCUGCAGUUGCUGCUUCUGUCACCGCCGUCGUGAUCAAUGUCCUCGUCAAUUCUAUUAACAGUUCGUCGUCGUGUUAUACCAUCGUCAGUGCAUCUGUGACAGACUGUGAGCCGCACGCGUGUAAUACGCACAACCGGUGGAUAUAUAUCUAAAGUUUACGAAAGUGUGUGAGAGAAAAAAAAGGAGAAGACGUGAACGAAAGAAAUAAAAGAAACUUUAUAACGACGAAAAAAGAAAAGAAGAAUAAGAAAGAAGAAUGAAAGUACAUAGUUUUUGUAUGCCGCAGAUAGUUUGAUAUUCGUUUUCGACAAUUACGAUACGAUUACAUUAUUAAACAUAAACGUGAUUGAAAACGACUCAAAGAGACAAAGUUGUGUGAUAAAGUUGUUGCCGCUGGAGUCGCAAGGACACAACACCGGUGUCGGCCACGAGCAGUGGAGUUUUACCCUCUCUCACGACACAUCCGAGUCGCACGCGCGUGCAACACUCUCUGGUGGGUUCCGCACGUCCAGCCUGAGUCGCGCGGACCGCGUUCUCGCUUGUUUUGUCGUUGUUAUGACGAGGUGAUGAAUAGACGAAAGCGUUGCAGUGCCGAGCAGCGUGGUGACCGUGCUCGUCGUCGUGACGGACGAUGACGAUAAACGUAGACAGUUUUCGUGGACGCAGAGAAGUGUGCUCAUUGGUGUGAUCUAGUGUUUUAUUCCUUGUAAUAUUCCAUUUGCCACAAGAAAGAAUUGGAUUAUACCGUGAACAAGGUGUAUCGACCGAGGAUAAUGCGCCUCUGUGUCAUCCUUUAGUACCAUCCCAGUUUUCGUCGAAACGCCUAUAUCACGCGACACAAGUUUGUCAUUUUCGUUGGAACUAGCUUCAAGAAAACCAUCAACAACGGCGGCGAUCGGCGUUGGGGUGCAGCCCGUGUUAUCAUCCGGCUAUCAUAACACGGUGCCACCCCAGAACGGGGGUGGUGGUUCGACAUUUAGUGCCGCGGCGAUGGUGGCAGCUGCCACCGCUACGGCCACCGCCACUGCUAGCGUGGUGGCCAUGCAGGACCGCCAAGACAUCCCCGCACAAUUUAACCAGAUGCAGGGCCAACAUGGAAUACCGCAUCAAACUUACAACGCAGGGUACGCCCAGAGAGGACCAAUGGCCGGAAUGGGGCCAGUCGGGAUGAGCAACUUUAAUAGCAUGGGCACGAUGAGCCCAAUGCACUCUAUGAAUUCUAUGAAUUCGAUGAACAGUAUGAAUGGCAUGAACUCGAUGAAUCCUAUGUCGAUGGGUGGUAUGAAUGGUAUGAAUGGUAUAAACGGAAUGACCCCCAUGAGCUCUAUGAGUAACAUGGGUAAUAUGGGCAUGAACAAUAUGAUGGGACCUAACAACAUGCAAAUGAACAAAAUGAGCAUGCAAGCUCAACCUCACCAAGGCUAUCCAAGGAGACUAGCGCCUUAUCCAAACCCCGCAAUGCAUAUGGCGCAAAAGAGGCAACAAGGCCCGUACGCGGGUCCUAACCCGGCUGCAAUGCAGCCAGCCUUCAGCGGCAUGUCGUCGUCACAGUAUCCGACCAAUUACCCUAGUGCAGCGAGGCCGAAUUUUCAACCUCAAUACCAACCUAUGCAGAGUAUGAAUCCGUCGGCUGCUGGCUUUGGGCCUAACUCUAUGAUACGGAGUAAUAACAUGAGACAAACUGCGCCUUCAUACAACACCGCUAAUCAGGCUACUAGUAACCAAUAUUACGGUAGUAACGGUAUACCGGUUAGUAUGGGACCUACGACGGUUGGGAAUCAGUUCGUUGGUCAUCAACCAAACUCAGGAUACGCCGGUAGUGCGUCUUCGUAUGGUGCAACUGGUGCUGCAACCAGUCAAUAUCAACAAGAUGUUGCAUCAAUGAGAACGACAGGCGCGGGGAAUUUAAAUUACCAACACAGUCCUAUUCCCGGUAAUCCGACUCCGCCGUUGACACCAGCCACCAGUAUGCCUCCUUACAUCAGUCCAAAUCCGGAUAUUAAGCCUAAUUUCAACGAAAUGAAAUCACCGGUUAAUAUUCAGAAGGAUGAUGAGUUAAGAUUAACAUUCCCCGUGAGGGAUGGCAUUAUUCUUCCACCCUUCCGCUUAGAACAUAAUCUGGCUGUAAGCAAUCAUGUUUUCCAACUGAAAUCCACGGUACAUCAAACGUUGAUGUGGCGAUCUGAUCUGGAACUGCAACUCAAGUGUUUCCACCAUGAGGAUAGGCAAAUGAACACGAAUUGGCCAGCGAGCGUGCAAGUUUCUGUAAACGCUACGCCGUUAGUUAUUGAUCGUGGUGAGAAUAAAACAUCUCAUAAGCCUUUAUACCUGAAAGAUGUUUGUCAACCUGGAAGAAACACGAUACAAAUUACUGUAUCGGCAUGUUGUUGUUCUCAUUUGUUCGUGCUUCAAUUAGUUCAUCGACCAAGUGUGAGAAGCGUACUUCAUGGCUUGUUACGUAAAAGGCUACUAAUGGCGGAGCAUUGUAUUGCUAAAAUUAAACGGAAUUUCAAUAAUACUAUUUCAAAUAACGGUAUACAGUCGGAGAAAGAUGUCGUAGAACAAACAGCACUUAAGGUAUCCUUAAAAUGUCCUAUUACUUUUAAACGUAUUACACUGCCAGCUAGAGGACAUGACUGUAAACAUAUUCAGUGCUUUGAUUUGGAGUCAUACCUACAGCUAAAUUGUGAACGAGGAGCUUGGCGAUGUCCUGUAUGCUCAAAACCUGCACAAUUAGAAGGUUUAGAAGUUGAUCAAUAUAUGUGGGGCAUUUUGAACACUCUAAACACUGCAGAAGUGGAAGAAGUUACGAUAGAUUCGAUGGCGAAUUGGAAACCAGCAAAGAAUUUAACUGCUGGUAUUAAAUCUGAAGAAGAAAAUGAUUGUAAGAGAAUGACAAAGGCAAUGUCACCUGGAAGUAUGAACAUGCCUACUAUGAAUAAUUGGGAUAUGAAUCAAGCAAUGAGUCCAUACAUACCACCUGAUAUGAGUAGCAUUGUAAGCGGCUCUAUGAUGAAUAAUACACCAACCACGUACGGAAAUAAUAACAUCAAUCAUCGGAAUUCAUCAGGAGGAUCUUUCGAUAUUAAUUCCGGAGCGAAUACGAAUACCAAUAAUGAUUAUACUAAUGGAACUGGGCCUCUUUCGCACUUAAACGAAUCGGUGAACUCUUUAGAUCCUCUGAAUGCUAUGGAAAAAUCACUUAACGAUCAAAUGCCCCACACACCUCAUACACCCCAUACUCCUCACACACCACACACACCAGGUGGUGGAAACAGUGGUCCACCAAGUGUUCCUCCUGCAUCCCAAGAGUCCACUGGAAACCUCAACACAUCUGGUAAUACGAAUACAAACAUAACCAACGAUACUGCAGAUAUACCGUCAGAUUUAAAUUUUGACCCAGCUGCGGUAAUAGAUGGCGAGGGUACAGGUCAAGAAGCAUUGAAUCUCUUACCAGAUAAUGUUGUGGAUCCGAUGGAAUUACUUUCAUAUCUAGAUCCACCAGAUCUGAAUACCCCUCCCAGCAGCGGCGCUAGCAGUGGUAACCCCUCAUCAAGUGAUGAUAUAUUAGCACUUUUUGAAUAAAGAUAACGGGCAUCUCGUAAGAGAAAUAAUCAAAUUGCGACCCUGACGUUACGAAAGAAAACUAUAUCGGCAGGUUUGCAUCCUACUACAAAUAUAUUUCUAAUCGAAUGAAGAUAUUUGUAGUGAGCAAUUUCAAAAACGUAUUGGGGUCACUGUUGGGUGCUCUCACCUAAUUCAAUGGUACAAAAAAUCUUAGCUCUAAUUAUAAUAUUCCUAUCAACAAAGUUAGGGCAUAUUAUUAGAUUUAAAGACGAUGACUUUUAAUUAAUAGGCGAAACAAAGCACCACGUUGUAGUGCUUGUUUGUAAAGAUAUUAUUGCAUGGAUUAUGUUUAGUCCUUUGAUAUUGGAAAUAUAUAUUUCCAAUAGUAACGCGUUCUAUAACAUUGUGCCGGGCAUAUGUUCCAGAACUAAUCAUCGCAAAUAUACCACAAUUAUAUUAAUUGUGUUCAAAAAACAAUGGUAAUCCAAUUUUUUAAUAUCGAAUAUAGAAUAAUGUUUUGCACAAAGGGUUUUACAUAUAGAUUAAUAUUAUGGAAAAAUGUUCAUCUGAUACAAUAAAUGUGCAAUACGAUCAACAUAUUUACAUAUGUACAUUUUAUACAUAUUACCAUUUAUCUAUUUUUUCAUUCCAAAAUAAGUUUUUAUAGAGACAAUAUUCAAGAAAUCUACCACAGGAUGUAGAAUUAAUUAAUAUUAUGUUUGGUACAAUAAAUUGAUAACCUUUUAUUAAUAGAUUUUAAAAAAUCGUAUAGCACAUUUAUACAAUUUUAUAUUGAAAACGUGGACUUCUGAGGUUAAUGUGUACAUAACAUUGGAAUAUGAUUUUAGAAACCUUAUAUUAAUAUGUCAUUGAAAAUUAAACUAAUAUUAAUAAAUUUAUGAUUUUGGAAUAUUUGCUUGACAAAAUGUGCUGUGCUAUUUCAAAGACUUCACUUUGAAGCUUUCCCUGCAAUACAAUCUUUACCUCAGAACCGGUCUACUCGCAUUCAAGGCUAUGAUGGACCUACAUCACAACAGAACUACGAUUGUACAGUAACAUUUGUAAAUAAGUUUUAAUCGAAAAAAAAUAGG